Molecule: messenger RNA, 453 nt
Organism: Nymphaea colorata (pocket water lily)
Lineage: Eukaryota; Viridiplantae; Streptophyta; Magnoliopsida; Nymphaeales; Nymphaeaceae
Product: GDSL esterase/lipase At1g71250-like
Exons: 2
Coding region: 1-453 (150 amino acids)
Source: RefSeq, a predicted model, not a curated record
AUGUUCAAUAACUAUUUGAAUGCUUCCCUGGAUGAGUUCAUGGAGGAGAUGCUUGGCUCUGUAUUCGUCUACGUCAACACCUACAACAUUAUCAGCCAAGUCAUUGACGAACCUGCUUCCUUCGGAAUAGAAGUGAUCAAUGCGUCUUGCUGCUAUGUGGAGGGCACUGAAGGGAUCACAUGUGAAGAGGACGGGAGCCCGUUCCCGAACAGGAGCAUCUACCUCUACUACGAUAGGGCGCACCUCACAGAGAAGGUGUACAACUAUCUCUCCACAAGGGCUUACCUUUCUAAUCUGAGCAGCGAAGUUCACCCUAUCAAUGUCAAGACGCUUGCGAACAUCACCUUCAACUCCACGCUCUACAAUAUGCCGUAUAACCUAUGUCCAGUGGAGGGCUUGAACAUUGAGGGGCUCCCGAUCUCCGGCCGAGAGGAGCUCCGGCCGGCUAGUUAA